This is a messenger RNA of Gastrolobium bilobum, 459 nucleotides long. RefSeq names its product RING-H2 finger protein ATL57-like. The coding region runs from base 1 to 459 and encodes 152 amino acids. The transcript has a single exon. NCBI's taxonomy places the organism in Eukaryota, Viridiplantae, Streptophyta, Magnoliopsida, Fabales, Fabaceae. The record is from RefSeq and is a predicted model, not a curated record.
AUGGCUCUCUCUGAUCUCUUGGAUCAGCUUUUCACCAAGACAAUUGUCCUAUUCACAUACAUGCUAAUAGAACUUAUCCUUUUCAUUAGGUACCUAAAGUCAGAUACACAUCCAAUUACCACCACCCAGUACCUCAAUUUCAUAGAAGAGAAGAACCCCACAAUUUGCUACACCAGAAGACUGAAGCCAGAGCAGAUAGAAUGUAGGGUGUGCUUAUCAGAAUUCGAGGAAGGGGAGAAGGUAAGAAACUUGAAUUGCAAACACACAUUUCACAAGGAUUGCUUGGACAAGUGGUUGCAGCAAUAUUGUGCUACAUGCCCACUCUGCAGGAACAAAGUGUUGCCAGAUGAUGUUGUGUCCAAAUAUCAAAAUCAGGUGGAAUAUGAUGCGAAUGAUGACCACCUUAUUUCUUUGUUAUCUGCAUUACGGGAUGGUAGUUCUUUGCACAGAUAUCUAUGA